This is a messenger RNA of Nylanderia fulva, 1857 nucleotides long. RefSeq lists its product as uncharacterized. NCBI's taxonomy places the organism in Eukaryota, Metazoa, Arthropoda, Insecta, Hymenoptera, Formicidae. The record is from RefSeq and is a predicted model, not a curated record.
AUGGAUGUACCCACGCUGGUUGACUGUCAGCGUGAGCUUCAAGUCCGCAUCUCACGUUCUGUGGAGUACUUGAAGAAGCUGGGCAGCUCCAAUAUCACCGCCAGUGCUAUCUCCACACGCACCAGAAUUCUGGAUCAGCUGUGGACAAAGUUCGAGGCGCAGCAUGACCUUAUCCGUGCGGCCUUGAAGGAAAGGUUCAGUGAGAGCGAGUACUUUAAAUCAGAGUUGCAUGCUGAUACGGAGAAUCUCUACGUGUCACAAAGAAGCAUACUAGACAGCUACGCUGAACACUAUCGUGCAGCAAACGUACCUCCUUCUGCCGACGCCACGUCAAGGUCAUCACUGCCGCGUAUCAAAGUGCCGCCAUUUUCUGGUGCCUACGCCGAUUGGCCGUCGUUCCGAGAUCUCUUUCUCUCCGUCGUGAGUGGCAAUGCGAUCUCCAACAUCGAGCGCUUUCACCACCUGCGCUCAUGUCUGACGGGGCAAGCUGAAAGGUUAAUAAGGUCAUUGCCUGUCACCAGCGACAAUUACGAUCGCGCUUGGAUGAAGGGAGAUACCGCAGAAGAAUUGAGACGCAUUCACAACGCCGUGACUGCCGCCGUCAAUGGUCAGGAGAGCAUCGGACGUCCAAUCAACACCCACGGAAUGGACCUCUUCAACUUCCUGGUCACCGAGCUGUUUGAUGCACGCACACGUCUUGAGUGGGAGUCGUCCACGUCAGACUCAUCAGAGCCGGCACAAAACGAGGCACUUGUGGACUUCAUCAGCCGUCGGAUCCUGACGCUCAAUGCCGCACGACCGAAGAGCGCCAGCAAACCGCCCGGAGAUGCUCCACGGGUAGCCAAGGCACACGUCACGAAGCACCAAGGAACCGAGUCGCCGCACUGUGCCCUGUGUCGCGAGAAGCACACCUUGAUGACCUGCCGAGAUUUCAAGGCCAAGACUGUCAACGACCGCAAGGCAUUUGUCGAGAGUAACAGGCUCUGUUACAAUUGCUUAGGCAACCAUUUUCUCUCUCGCUGCCAGUCAAAGAAGAACUGUCUGACAUGCGACGCACGACACCACACGAUGUUACACGGAGCACCCACAUCGUCAGCGUCAACUGAAGCCACACGCGCCACCACACUGACCGCUACGCUGCAAAAUCCAGAGUGCAAGGCCGUUCUUCUUGCAACAGCACGAAUAAACGUCGCCGAUCGGUACGGAUCACCACAAGCCGUACGCGCGUUGAUCGACCAAUGUUCUGAGGUGUCGAUCAUUUCGGAGACCUUGGCACAACGUCUUCGCCUUCCUCGAGCCUCAACGGGCCUCUCCAUUUUCGGCAUCGGAGGGACUCGCUCGGGAUCCGCUCGUGGCAAGGUCACGCUGCACGUAACGUCAGACGUGACCAACGCCAAACUCAGCGUGGUGGCCUUUGUGCUGCCCCGCAUAUCGCUGCAGCAAGGCUCGGUUUCGCGGGAAGAACGCAGCUGGCCUCAUCUCAACGGACUCCAACUGGCCGAUCCUCGCUUCUUAGACGACGACCCAGCUGAGCUGCUACUGGGAGCCGAGGUCUAUUCCUUGAUCCUCGAGGAAGGCCUCCGCAAGGGUGAAUCAAGGAUGCCGAUCGCUCAGCAAACCAGCCUGGGAUGGAUCCUCUCUGGCGGCUACGACGCAGCAGCAGUCACGGGACAUCGCCGCACCUUCCGGUGCACCGCCGAUCAUGACCUCGCCGACUUCGUUCGACGCUUCUGGGAGCAGGAGAGCGAGCCGAUAACUCGGGCUUCACUCACUCCCGACGAGACCAAGUGCGAGGAACUCUACGUGCGCACCGUCACGCGCACGCCCACCGGGAGAUACAUGCGGAGCGCCUACUGA